Messenger RNA from Chironomus riparius, 6395 nucleotides. NCBI's taxonomy places the organism in Eukaryota, Metazoa, Arthropoda, Insecta, Diptera, Chironomidae. The record is from the annotation of a GenBank genome assembly.
UGAAAAUGAGAAAGAGAGAAAAUCAUGUGAAGCAGAAAGACGAUCGUACAGAACCAGUUGCAGUUCGCAAGUUGCGGUGAACGCAAGCAUUGAAAUCUUUUCUCAAAUCUCGUGGAUGUAGUAAAGAGAAAAAAAAUAUAAAAACGAAUGAAAUAAUUGAUGUAAAAUUAGAACGAAGUAAGGUUGAAUAGAACUAUAGUUAAGUGAAGUGCAUAGAUAAAAAAUUUCUUAAAAGAAACCGAAAAAAGAGGAAGAAAUAAAAAUAAAAGAAAAUAAGAAGAAAGAAAAAAAUAUUUUUUUUUGUGAAUUAACAGGUGAAUGGAUGAGGAAAGGAAGUGCUAAAAUAAAAUAUUUACCUGAGAUAUAUCGUAUAAUUUUGAAUCAUUACAUUUCGAAAAAAUAAAUAAAAGGAGAACUUUGAUCUUUUCCUUAUAAGCCGAAAAAACCAACCGAAUGGAUAAUUACUAUAAAAUUUAUAGUGGUGAUGAAAUAUAGAUAAAAUUAAUGGACAUGUGUGGUGGCUACCAACGUUAAGCAUUGAGAAAAAAAAAUAGAAAAAAAAAUUGUAAUCAUAAGGAUAAUUGAUUAUCUCAUCGAAUCAAUAAGAAUUGCCUAUUUACGCAGAGUUGAGUUGACAGACAUAAUGGCAUUGUGAAAUAUAAGCAACAGAAAUAAAAAUAAAAAAAAUAAGUGAAGUGAAGUAAUCGAAAUAUUAUUGCAACAAAGAUGGUGCCGCCAUUCAAUAAUAAUUGAGUUUCACAGUGAACAUACAUCCUCGGCUCCGUGUCUCUACGACUGAAUACUUGUUAAGUGCCAAUAACAAGAAAAAAAGUAUAUUUUUUUUUCAAUAUCGCUUGUGGUGAAAGAAGUUGAAAAGGGAGGCAAAAAUUUACAGAUCAUAAAAAAAUUGCACGGCGUGCACUGUGCAUAUACAGCUAGAAAAAAAAGUAAAAGCGCUAAAAUAAGCUUGCGGUUGUUCAAAAAGAGUAUUUUUUGUGAUAAAUCUUUUCGAUGUUAUUUAAGUGUUUGCUUGAUAAAUAGAAGAGGCAAAAAAACCGCAAGAAACAGUGCAAAAUUUCCUGCUUUUGAUCUCUUCUUACGAAAAAAGAAGAGAGAAGAUCGUAAAAAUAAAUAAAUCAGCCAAGUGCGAGACAAGCUGAAAUGUUGUGAAAAAAAAUACAAGAAUUUCCAUAAAAUAUGGUUCAUUGGUUUUUGAUGCCAUUUAUUCGUUAUUUGUUGCGGUUUUCAGAUUGAAUUAUUGGACUGAAUGCACUUGUAAGCAUAUCAAAAUACAUACGCGUAUAAGCAACAUACGGUCAGUGAUUCUUAGAAUUCACUCGGAUCAUAAAAAAUUCUAAAGACACUCAAAAACAUUUUUUUGGGAAUACAGGAAGGAGGUGCUGCACAUAUAUAAAAAAAUAUGACGAUGUGGCUCUUCCAAUUCAAUCAGCGACGCCGAUUGUUGACAAAAGUCUUGUUUGUUUUACUCAAUCAAUUGAUGGUGAUGGGAAUUUAUGGUAAAUUGUGUGAAGUUGAAACGGGACAAAAUAAUAUCAUCGUAGACAUUGAGGAGAGUCGUGGUAAUGCAGUCAUCAAUACACAUGAAAAUUCACCCAAACUACCUAUACAUGGCGAUGUCGACGAUGAGAUCACAUUGGGAUUAAAUUUACCCGAAGGAAGCAAUAAUUUAUUCAAAUUAAAUGGCAAAUAUUUGCAAUUGGUUCAUCCACUUGAUCGAGAUAAGGAGAAUUUGAGUCAUAUACAGUUCUCGAUAUCUUGUACAAUUAAAUCAACACCAAGUCGAAGUCGCAAUAUUCCGAUUAUCGUUCGUGUGUCUGAUGUUAACGAUGAGCCGCCAGUUUUUGUUAAUACUCCUUAUGAGACGUCAAUUGCUGAGUCAACUCCCGUGGGCACAACAAUUUUUAACAGUAUAAAGGCAACAGACAUUGAUGCGGGCGUGAAUGGAGCAGUUGAAUAUUUUAUAAUUGAAGGAGAUUUUACUUACAAGACUGAUAGCAAUGAUACAUUAUCAGUAGCAGAUGGAUAUGGCACAUUUGCCAUUUCAUAUCCACAUCAGGGAGAUGUCACGGUUGUAAAAACUUUGGAUUAUGAGCGAGUACAGCGUUAUUACUUAACAAUAGUAGCAUCGGAUCGUGCUAGAAAUGUGUCAGAAAGAUUAUCGGCAACAACAACACUUGUAAUAAAUGUAGAGGAUGUCGAUGAUCUCGAUCCAUCAUUCAUCUAUGAUGAUUGCCUAUAUUUUGAUGGAAGCUGUAUUAAUCCUGAGUAUACAGCCACGAUCGUACCUGGCACGGUACAAAAAAGCUUACAUAUCAUGCCACAAGCAAUUAAAGCUAUCGACUUAGAUGCACUAAAUGCUACAUUGAGAUAUGAAUUUAUUGAUGGAACUCCAAAUACUUACAGUCAAUACUUUCAAAUUGAUGAGCUUAGUGCCGAUAUAAGACAAAUUAAGUUAGUCGAUUCGACAGUAUCAGACCGUCAAUUUGUUAUAACAAUUAAAGCAGAGGAAGUAACGGAGCAGAAACGAUUUACAACAGCUAAACUGACAAUAAAUGUAAAGCCUAUUGAUGUCUAUCCACCCGUUAUAAUUGCAUCAGACUUGACGGGUGUCGUUGAGGAGAAUGCACAAAUCGGAACGAGAGUGCUAAGCAUACACAAUAAUAAUCCGAUUAAAUUUAGCAUAAAGGAUGAAGAUUAUUCAACAGAUGUCGAACUUCCAAUUUAUUCAUUUGAAUCAACAACAAAUUUAUUUUCUGUCAAUAAGGACGGAUACUUAAUAGUCAACGAUAGUUCAGGAAUAGAUCGUGAGAAGUCUGAAAAGCUUUUAUUUCAAGUCAUUGCGCGUGAAAUUCAUGGAAAUGCUGCUAGUUCGCCACUUAGUGUCAAUGUAACAAUACUCGAUUUAAAUGAUAAUGAACCAGAAAUCUAUGAGAUGCAACCUGUAACAAUAAGUGCUGGGAAUUCAAAACGACUAGUUGCUCAGGCACUUGCAAAAGAUAUUGAUGCUGGUAUUAAUGCAUCAAUAACUUUCUCGUUUCCAAAUCAAACAGUUAAACAAAAGUUUACGAUCGAUGAGAAAACUGGUGAAAUUUAUUCGGAUGGACGGCUGAAAGCAAAUGAAAUUUGGAAUAUAACAAUUCGUGCGACUGACGGUGGUGGUCUUUAUUCUGAUACAAAUCUACUAGUUGGUGUGAUUGCUGGUCCAAAUACGAAGCCACCAGUCUUUAAUAAAAAUAUUUAUGACAUUGCCGUGAAUGAGUCAUCAAUAAUCAAUUCAUCUGUUGUUAAUGUUCAUGCCGAUGAUCCUGAAACAGAUCCCAUACAUUAUUCAAUCAUUUCGGGUAAUGAUCUACGUCAAUUUAAAAUUAAUUCAGACAAUGGUGCAAUAACAAUUAUUCGUAAAUUAGAUCGUGAAACUCUUACGAAAUAUCAAUUGUUGGUUCGUGCCGAGGACACUGGUGGCUUAUACACAACAUCUGUUGUGAACAUUAAAGUACUUGAUGCCAAUGAUAAUCCGCCAAUCUAUGAUGAAUCGACAUUACCAUAUUUAUUUUCAGUUGAUGAAGGUAAAUUAAACGCAUUGGUUGGUAUGGUGCAAGCAUAUGACAUUGAUGAAGGAAGAAAUGGCGAUGUCGUAUAUUCAUUACCAUCGAGUGUACCAUUCAGAAUUAAUAGUGAGACGGGCGAAAUUUAUACGAGAGAAAAAUUGGCAUUUAAGAAGCAAAGUGAAUAUGAGUUUAUGGUUAAAGCUUCAGACCAAGGUGACACUCCAUUAUCAUCGGAAAUAAGGAUUAAAAUUUCAGUCAAAGACAUUCCAAAUAUUUUGCCAAUUUUUAAUAAGACACAAAUUGAUGCAAAAGUGCCUGAGAAUGUUGUUGAUGCACUUGUGGCUAUGGUUAAAAUAGGAAAUCCUGAAUUAGUUCCGUCAGUCACUUAUGUCAUUAAGAAAAAUCCAUCAAAGGAAUUCUUCAAAAUUGAUCAACAAACUGGUGAAAUAAGAACAAAGCAAGAGUUGGAUUAUGAAACAAAAUCUGUGCAUGAGCUGAUUGUUGGUACAAUGGAGAAUGAUGGGAAAAAUCCAGGAGACAUCAUUAAAAUAAAAGUCAGCGUUGAAGAUCGCAACGAUAUCGCGCCAGUUUUUCUCAUCACACCUGAGCCCGUCAGUAUUACAGACGAUCAAUUAGUUGGCAGUUUAAUUGCAUCGAUGCCAGCCGUAGAUACAGACUCAACAUCGCCUGGUAAUGUCGUACGUUAUGAGAUGACUGGAAAUGGUAAAGCACUAAAAUUCUUCCACAUCGACCCUGAAAAUGGCAAUAUUCGCAUUAAAGAUGACUUAAGAAAAGACACAGCAAAUCAAUAUGAGAUUAAUGUACGUGCUUAUGAUCUUGGCGAGCCACAAUUAAGUUCCGUAUCAACAUUAAUCGUCUUUGUUAAGCACAUUCCAAAUAAAAGUUAUGAAUCGACAACGGUUACUGUUCAAGAAUCGACAGAAGAGUUGGGCUUAGCAUUUGGUGAUGAUGCAUAUGUUACAAAUAUUCCGGAAUCGACGAGUAUUAAUGCCACAAUUAAGUUAAUUCCCAUUUUUAAUGUAAAGAAAUCAACAAGAACUAAAAAUGCUUUCUCAUGUGAAAUCAUAGCCGGAAAUGAAAUGAAUUUAUUUGCUGUUAUAAUUGAAGAUUUAGCCUGUGCUGUCAAAUUAAGAGAGGGAUUAGACUUUGAGAAUAAGACAACACAUGAGUUGAAAAUUAAAUUAAAUUCUAGUAAACAGCGAGUGAAUCAAUUAAAAAGUGUGGCAAUAUUAAAGAUACUCGUACAAGAUACAAAUGAUAAUGCACCAGUAUUCAAGUUUCGACAUAAUGGUAAUGCUAACAGUAAACGCUUUAUGAGAAAUGACACAUAUUAUGGUGUCGUUAAUUACGAUAGUAUGAUCGGUACAACUGUAUUGAAAGUUGUAGCAUACGAUGAAGAUUCCGGUACAUUUGGAUUAAUUAAAUAUCGAUUGGUCGAUGACGAUGCUACUAAUGGACUAUUCAAAGACGAACUUCCAAGUUCUUACUUCAUUAUUACCGACACAGGUGUUAUAAGAACGAGAAAGCCAUUACAUAAAAUUGUUGAUGGACAUUUCUUGUUUAAAGUCGAAGCAAUUGACAAUUACGGAAAGGAUGCAGGAGUCGUUCACCGGUCAUAUGCACGUGUCAUUGUAAAUGUUAUAUCCGAUUACAAUCGUCUUACUGUUGCCAUUUCUGAAUCAAGUCCAAAUGAAGUGCAACGUUACAAGCAGAAUCUUGAAGAUGUUCUGACUGAAAAAGCUAAUGGCUUAUUUGCAUCAAUUGAAAAGUUCUCAAACAGAAAAUCACUGACUCAAAAUGGAUCAAUAAUUGAACUGCCAGACUCAACGGAUACUUGGUUUUAUGUCAUUGAUCCAAAGACUGAAACGAUUCUUUUGAGAAACUCAAGUGCUCUCGCCAAUUCUCUUUUGGAUGUAAGCAUUCAGACACAGGUUACGGCUGCUAUUUCGCGCUUAGUUCGAUCACCGGUUGAUGGAAUUUUUGCACCACUUGAAACAGAAAAUGAGAUUCAUCAUUUAGAAAUUUCUAAUUCGCAACAGAAUGGAGAUAAUUUGUUAAAUUAUUCACUCAUUAGUCUUGCUGUUGUGGCAUCCAUCAUUGUGAUAAUUGGAGGCGUCUAUAGUUUUAUAUGGUGGAAUAAAUUUCACCACUCAAAAGCAGCACAAUCAGCAGCAUCAACAAUGUCAAAUAAUCGAAAUCAAUUAAGAGUUGACAAUAACAAAUUUAAUCAAUUGCAAAAUGUUCAUGCAGUGCAAGUGAACCUUAAAGAAUUGAUAGUAGCGUAUGAUGGAAGUGCGAGAUGACAAAUAGAAGAUGAAAUUAGAAAAUAUUUAAAGUGAUUUUAUAGAUUUUAAAAGAAAAAAAUUAAUAUUGUAAAUUGAGGAGGAAAAUGAAUUUUGUUAUUUUCUCAUUUCUAGUCGAUUUAGACAAUCAACUGAUUAUAUUUAGAGAAUAUUAUUUCAUCUUGUCCUAGAUAUUUACACUUUGUAAGAUUGAAUUGAUGAAUGAUCAUCCUCAUUUGAUUUAAAGUCAAUAUUUCAUUAUUAGAGACAUAGAGGUCGGGUGGUCGUGGAUUGGAUUUGCUUGAUUAAACUUAGUAGUUCAAAUAUUGCCUAGACUUGCCUAAUUAGGUUGCUACUUAGUCGAGAAAACCUCAUUCCCGAUGCACUCAGAAUUCCGAUUGAUUAAUUAAAUUAAGACAAUUUUACUGUGAUAUUAGUCAUUAAAUUAUAAGAAAAAUUUUUGAAUGAGAUUGAAUGUGAAAUUAUUAGAAACUUUGACAAUAUAGAUUGUUAGGUUAUGAAA